AUGGCUUCACGCAAGAAGGUUUUAUUGAAGGUUAUUAUUCUCGGCGAUAGCGGUGUAGGAAAGACGAGUUUGAUGAACCAAUAUGUCAACAAGAAAUUCAGUGCAAGCUACAAGGCGACUAUCGGGGCGGAUUUCUUGACAAAGGAGGUCCUAGUCGAUGAUCGAUUAGUUACUAUGCAGCUUUGGGAUACAGCAGGUCAGGAACGUUUCCAAUCGUUAGGGGUCGCAUUCUACAGAGGAGCGGAUUGCUGUGUCCUUGUCUACGACGUGAACAAUUCAAAGAGUUUCGACACAUUGGAUAGUUGGAGGGAUGAAUUCCUGAUCCAGGCCUCGCCCAGAGAUCCAGAAAGCUUUCCGUUUGUCGUUCUAGGCAACAAGAUCGAUGUCGAAGAAAACAAGAGAGUGAUUUCCUCAAAACGGGCUAUGACUUUCUGUACUUCCAAGGGCAAUAUUCCAUAUUUCGAAACAAGUGCCAAGGAGGCCAUCAAUGUCGAGCAAGCCUUUGAAGUUAUUGCAAGAAAUGCUCUAGCACAGGAGGAAUCGGAAGAAUAUAACGGAGAUUACUCAGAUCCAAUCAACAUCCAUAUCGAGAACGAUAGAGAUGGUUGUGCCUGCUAA
Botrytis byssoidea is the source of this 618-nucleotide messenger RNA. RefSeq lists its product as uncharacterized. The coding region runs from base 1 to 618 and encodes 205 amino acids. Gene Ontology annotation, molecular function: GTPase activity; GTP binding. The transcript has 7 exons. The record is from RefSeq and is a predicted model, not a curated record. Gene Ontology annotation, biological process: regulation of vacuole fusion, non-autophagic. Gene Ontology annotation, cellular component: vacuole; phagocytic vesicle; late endosome. Lineage: Eukaryota; Fungi; Ascomycota; Leotiomycetes; Helotiales; Sclerotiniaceae.